Molecule: messenger RNA, 401 nt
Organism: Nicotiana tabacum (common tobacco)
Lineage: Eukaryota; Viridiplantae; Streptophyta; Magnoliopsida; Solanales; Solanaceae
Source: RefSeq, a predicted model, not a curated record
GUUUUGCAGGACAAGGGUUGUGUAGAUCAAUUGAGAAAUGUUGGGAAUCGGAUCUGUAUCGACAGGGACUUCCGCGGAGAAGAGGCAACAACCACAAGUUGCCGCCGAGAAGAGGGAAAAAGGAAGAUGCGAGAAGGGAUGCGUGAAGGUGUUAACCGAGGAGAUGAGGCGAAGAAUGGCAGGAGGAGGAACGUCGACACUGACAGCGGCGGAGAUUGAGCAAAAAGUUGCAGAAGGAGGGGGAUACCUCAGGGGGUUUAAACCACCAGCCAAUUACUCUUAUGAAAAGUAUGCCAACGAUAGCGACGACGAGCUUUUGCCUGAUCACGCUUUGCCUGAGCAUCGCCCUGAUUUUUACCAUAUUUGGCGUCAUUAUCACCACCAAGCUGCACAAACCAAUG